AUGGCUGGUUCUGUCUGUCCUGACUUAAAUUUAUUCACGAGAUGCCAGAGCUCAGGUGGCACUCGCUAUGUCCCUGUAGCAGGAUACGCCGACGACUCGGACUUGGAUUUGGCCGACGCGCUGGAUGACUUCGUUCCGACCAAGAGGCCUACUCACAAGCCACCCCGGAAGCCUUCAGGCGGGACAGGUGAACUCGAUCUGUCGGAUUUCUUUGAUUCCCCGCCGGAGAGAACCACCAAGCCUGCGAAGGCCACCACCGGUCCUUAUCCAAGGAAACCAGAUGAUGGCCGCUGGAAUGUACCCCAUACCACCACCACCAAGCAGCCCAAAACUACCAAGCCGCCCCCCAAAAAGACUCCAGCGAAAGAUCCAAUGGAUUUCGACUUGUCCGAUGCUUUAGAUGACCGAAAUGACAGACACGCUGGCGGCGGGCCGCCUAAAGGAAACCCUGGUGGAGGUUCGAAAGGUGGACGUAGAAGAGGUGGAAACCCUGGAAUUUCUGAUGCUGACUUGAUUGGUAUCGUGGACGAAGGAGGCUAUCAGCCAGAUAAGAAAAAAGGAGAUGGUGACACUGAUUACAAUAAUGGUGCCCUGGUGGAGACUGGGACAAUUGCUGGUAUUGUUAGUGGCCUUGCCAUGGCCUUGAUUGGUGCUGUCAGCAGCUAUAUCUCCUACCAGCAGAAGAAAUUCUGCUUUAGCAUACAACAGGGUCUGAAUGCAGAGUAUGUGAAAGGAGAAAACAUGGAAGCGGUGGUGACCGAAGAGCCACAAGUGAAAUACUCCGUCCUUGAACCACAGACAGCAGAAGCUCCACCACCGCAAGAAAACGCAAAAGUCUGAAUCUCGGACGUCUGGCUUAAAAAGAACCGAUCGUUGGCAAAAAAAUAAAAUAAAAAGACACAUCACACACGCGCACACACACACACACACGCACACACGCACACACACACACACCCCUCUCACAUAUUUGUAAUUUAGCUUUUACAAACGUUUAAUUUGGACCCAAAGCUAUUUAAAUGUGCAUUCCCCUGACUAGGGCAGGCUUCUUAUUAUUGUGGUAGGCUGUAGACUGGUUGAAAAUGUUUUUUCGGGUUUGAUUUUCUCGUUUUGUGAAGAGUUGUAGGUUUACAUUGCCAUGGUCAUGUAGGAGCUUUGGUCAGGCUGAAUACUAAACGCAAAGGUUCUUCCAAGUGGUGUUUCAUAGUAGAGCUAGAGGUGUUCAUGAAUGACAUUUUGAUGGGGUGGGGGGAGUGAGACGGCAGCAAAGGUAGCAGUUAACAGGUGUGAGAACAAUUGAAGUGCCUGUAAAUGACCAAUCCAAAGUAGACCGUGUGAAAAUGGGGGAACCAGCCCUUUACGAAAAGGGUUUUAGCCAAAUUUCAGCCGUUGGCGUACAUGUGGAGCUUCCACUGAGAGCAACGUUUGAGGGCCUGGGGAUCUCUUUGGAGUAGCUAGAUCUCAAGAGGGAACAAGAGCAGUGUGACAGCUCUUAAUUGGCCAGGCCAAGAAGAGACCGUUGCCCCAUAAAACUGGGUUUUAUUUCAGCUAUGAACAAUCUUCAGUUGUUUUUUGAGGAGGACCAGGGACCUGUGUAAAUAUGCAGCAGGAGGCUAAAGUAGAACCUGGACCUCGCUUGCUGUGCUGACCACUGAAAAGAGCCCUUUCCAUGGGCUGCAGGCUUCACGGUUGCUUGCUCCAACUUUGCAGAGGGCUCAAGAGCUUGAAUUUUAAGGACCGCAAGAACAGCUCAAGGGGACGUGCUGCGUGCUGAAGGGUUCCUGGUGGGGUGUGGUGAUUCAUUAGCACACCUCCCAAUUUUGCCCCUGCACUCCAAAUAAAACUGAAGUAAGGCAUCUGGAUAAGUAUAGAAUUAACGGGCUAGAAUCCAGCAAAGGGACAAAGUUUUGGUUUGGGAAAUGCAAGCGAUGAAGUGUCAUGGAUGGUAUUGAUUAUAUUGAAAGGUUGCACCUCCAGGUUUUCAAGGUCUGGUUUCUCAAACAUUCUCCAGCAGAUAGCAUUUCUGUGCCAGUAUUUUACGGCCCAUCGUCACAUCCCACUAAAUUUAUACUUCGGGCCUGGUGUUCCCCAAGGUCUCAAUCUGAGCUCAGCUGGUUUCUGGACAACCGUGUUUAUUCUUUGGCCCAGAGUUUGAAGGUCCGUUUCAAGGAGAGGAGAAUAGUGUGGAGCCUGCUUAAAUGAUAUUUAGAGGCUGGGGAUUUGUCUGAGCUAGAUGGAACCAGACUUCAACGACCCCCUUCUGUACGUGGGAGCGAUUUUCCUGUUAGAUGGGGGCUGCCCUUCUCUUUGUGCCUCUGGGUGUCUUGGCACAUCAGAAAGGCUCGGCUGCUCCUUUUGGAGAAGCCCUGAGAAGGAAGACCGCUUGCGGGGUCUCCUCUGGAGCUGGGCUGCAGGCACAGACGGGUUGUCCUGGGUGGGAAUUCUCCUGGUGUCCUGACUCCUGGGAUUUUCCCCAUUCCCAACAGGGGGUAAGGGACAAGGCAGCUUUGCCAUCUGUGGGAAGGUGAGACAAUCCCUGGGGGCAGGAUGGGAUGGCACCCUGUCCAUCUCAAACAGCAGCUUGGCUGCUCUUCCCAUCGUGCCUCUGAAGUUGCUGGUUGGGCUUUUUCCCCCUUGCCUUGACCAGAAAGCACGAGAGAAGGCUAAGGGUACUGCUAGCUAAUGUUCAUGCUCUCCCUUUGGUUGGCUGAUAGAGGGGAAGGUGAGGACCGCUGCAUGGCCUGCAGUGGUGCAAAAAUGCUCCUGGAAGGCAGGGAUAUUCACCAAAGGAGCCCAUGUUGCUGCCCAUUUUUGCCCUUUCCCCAAACAAACCUUGAUCCCUGGUAUUUCUUAAAUUUAGCUGGAUCCCAGUUAUUUUUAUAUGCCAACAGGGGCACCAGAGGAUAUUAAACAAAGGGACUUUCUAGCCCUGUUUUGGGAGAAUGUUUACUACAACUACUACAGGUGUUAGCCCAGAGGAACAGCAGCCAGCCCGGUGCUGUGGAGCUGAGCAAGAAACGAGCGUAAAGGUUGGCCCGUGUUGGUAAUUCUUAACCUAAAUCCUGUUAGCCGUGCAUUUCACCAUUGUAGCAAGGUGUACAUUUUCACAUGCAAGGUUAGGGUAUUUAUUUUUCUCUUUAGUGCAUGUAUCGGUCCAUAAUAUGUAUUACACGGUGUUGGGAAAAAAAUGCAGGUGAAAUACCUAAUUCAGAUUUCAUUCACAAACUAAUCCUGGGUGAUAUUUGUAGGGGACUUUUCUGGUAGGAGUGUGAGAAUUUGGAAGCUUCGGAGCUUGGGUGUGGGAGGGUCUGCACGGUAUGGUGAAAGAAGUCUGGAUGGUGGCCACAAUACUCAAGAAUAGGCAGAGCUUCCAAGCGUGCUGUCAUGGCUGCCAUAUUUACUUUUUUUUGACCACAUCUUGUGGACCCACCAGAUCAAAGCCCUCAUUUGAGUGGGGGAGAUUGGCCUGUGGAACUCUCUGUGUAGACGCUGCUGUGCACUGUGGAAGUUUCUGUGUAAUAUCUUAAUACAAGGGGCGCUACCAGCUGUAUCUAUAGGGGCUUAAGGAAAUCACUUGAAAUUUUACCCUGAGACCCCCAUCUUUAUUCAUGAUGGAGGAGAAUCCCACUGAUUUCAGUGGAACAUCAAUAUAAGGCAAUUAAAAAUGUCAGCCCAGAAGUUUGUUGACAACUGUGGGAAUUCCUUCUGCUCUGGUUUGGUUUCAUAAUUUGCAGUUCAUAAGCUUUAUAAGACCUUUAAACAAGUGUGUAUAUUUUGGAUGUACUAAAUUCUCAUAUUGCUUUAUCCCCACCCCACCCCUCAUGUACUAAUUUUAUUGUUGGCUUCUUUGAGACUUAAACCAGGACUUGGGGGCCAAGGGGGGUGAAUCAAAGGAGGACUGCAGCUUACUUAAGGAAGCCACUGACUUCUCCUUGGUGGGACUCUGCUAUGAAGGACUCACAGUUUGAUCAAGAACUACUUAGGAACGUAAUUUUGAAGGUUCUCCACGUUUGAGAUGGCCUCUAGAUACUAGAGAGUAAGGUCUGGUCUCGUGUUUCUGUUUUCUAAAUUUUGUAAGGUAGAGAAGUCCAGGUGAACUAAACCAUGCAGAUGAAUUUACACAACGGCCUAUUUCCAACUACUGUAGUUCUUUUUUAAAAAAGAUAAUCAAGUACAUCCAACAUUAGACUAGGGUAUAGUGGUGCAUCUUUCGAUAAAUAGUGGGAAAAUGGUGAGUGUUCUUGGACUAGAAAUCAUUUUCUCACAUAGAUGAAGUUUCUUUCUUUCUUUUGGCCAAUUACGGGGAAAUGUUACUGUAGAUGUAAAUUGUCUGUUUUGUUGUCUUUCUAUUACUGUCCUGCCACUGAUCUGCAUCUUGAAAUACUGUGUAUUGGAAGAGUUUAAAUAACCCGCUACCCACAUAGAUGUUCGAAAGAUGUAUGUGUUGCAGAUUCUAUGAACAAAAAACCCCCAGUGUUACGUUAAGAAAAGCUACCAGGUUUUCAAGAUGUGGCAGUUGAUGAACCUCUGAGGUACUUCCUUUCCCCAGAGUUUUUUUAUAUGAAUUUGGUAAAUGGUUAUGCCUUAAUGUAAAUUUUAGAUCAUCCAGCAAAAGGGAGGUACUUGUAGAGUACAACUCAACGUGAGGCGCAAAGAGCAACGGUGACUGUUCCUGCCUCCCCAGACCAUGAUGAACGGUGCAGUCUCCCCCAAAAGACUCUGGUUCUUUAUCUGAGCAACUGAUGGCCUAGGCAAAGUCUGGCCUCCAUGGGGCCCCAUCUCCAUGCUGCCAAGCCGGAGGCUGAAGGAGUAGCAAUGGCUCUAUGGGGAAAAGCCAACCCUGUUGCCUUUCAGCCCUCCAGAAAUCCUACUGUGGAGCAGGAGAGGUCUACAAACUCUGCUGCCGUUAAAAUACCUGAGAUUAGAACAGAUAAAAACUCCACAUCUAGGAACAGCACAACUGAGCCUGAGAUUCCGGGCAUAGAGGCGGUUUUGUUGACUUGCUAGGGCCAUCCUUGGAAAGUGGAGAGAUGCCAGGGGCGGACAUCGGGGGUCUUUUGCAUGCAAAGCAUGUGCUCCCUCACUGAACUAUGACCUCUCCCCAUUGGGGAAUUCUGUCCAUUGUCUGUAUAUUCAACCAACAGUAUGUUUGGCUUUUUCCUGGCUAACUUCUCUGUAGCAGUGCCAGCUGUGUUGUACAACACCUCUGGGGGGGGGUCCGUUUCCGUUUUUCUACUCUGCUUUUUUAUAUUCGUAAUUAAAACAACCUGUGAGCUGAAACGCCACAUAUGUAAGUGUAGCCAGAUGUUCAGAGCAGGACAAAUAACAUGCAUUAAAAGUCUUCCAUCAGGCCAAAGAUGUAUAUAUAUAUAGACCGCAUAUUGUGCCCUAAAUUUAUAUGCAACACGUGUUCUUGGAAGUUAAAAGGAGACAUCUAAUUAGAGAAAAAGAAAGGGGUUUCCUGUUAUGAGAAGGCUAGGAGAAACUUAGCCACUUCUGCUUUUUAAAGAACUGGCUUGGAUUUUACCAUUCUGUCCUUCUCGGCUUGCAUUUUCGUUUGGCAAACAUUUACCAGCGUCAGUUGUCACCUUCUCAUGUGACUGGCAGCAAAUGAUUUUCUCAUUGUCCAAGGCUCUGCUGUUGUAUAAAUUAGCGUUCAUCCGAAGGGUAGAACCUAAUAGCAGAAAAGGGAGCAAAAGGAAAAAAAAAAAGAAAGAAAAAAUGGGAAGAAAAGAAUAUAAGAGAUCAGAGACAACCAAUUAAAAGAGGAGAUUGUGUCCAAAGAAGUGAAGCUUUUAUUUAAGCAAUACAUACAUACCGUUGGCUAAUACAGAAAUGAUCUGUCCCAGUUGAAAAUUGUGUAUUAUGUUUCCCCAAAAAAAAAAAAAAAAAAAAGGCAGACUCAUUUUGCUAAAGUGCAUAUAAGAAUUUUGGGGGAUGGCUAUCCAAACUUGAAUGCUGAAGUACAAACUGGAAAAACAAUAAAUGAAAAAAAGACUUGUACAACAAAA
Python bivittatus (Burmese python) is the source of this 6008-nucleotide messenger RNA. The record is from RefSeq and is a predicted model, not a curated record. Lineage: Eukaryota; Metazoa; Chordata; Lepidosauria; Squamata; Pythonidae.